Messenger RNA from Clarias gariepinus (North African catfish), 516 nucleotides. Its product is annotated as myoglobin-like. Lineage: Eukaryota; Metazoa; Chordata; Actinopteri; Siluriformes; Clariidae. Gene Ontology annotation, cellular component: extracellular exosome. The record is from RefSeq and is a predicted model, not a curated record. The coding region runs from base 1 to 441 and encodes 146 amino acids. Gene Ontology annotation, molecular function: heme binding; oxygen binding. The transcript has 3 exons. Gene Ontology annotation, biological process: oxygen transport.
AUGUCUGACUGUGAGUUGAUUCUGGCCAGCUGGGGAAAAGUGGAGAGCAGCCUUGCUGGAUAUGGCGGAGAAGUUCUCACCCGUCUGUUCACAGAGCACCCUGACACCCAGAAACUCUUCCCCAAGUUUGUGGGGAUCCCAUGUGGUGAACUGGCUGGAAAUGCAGGUGUUGCAGACCAUGGCAAAACUGUUCUGACAAAACUGGGUGAGAUCCUCAGGGCAAAAGGCUCUAGUGAUGUCAUCAAGCCACUGGCUACAACCCAUGCUAACAAACACAAGAUUGCGCUCAACAACUUUAAGCUGAUCACUGAGGUCAUCAUUAAGGUGUUUGGGGAGAAGGGGGUGUGGGACACUGCUACCCAGGAUGCUUUCAGAAGUGUGAUGGGUGUUGUCGUCAACGAGAUCGACUGCGUCUACAAGGAGCUUGGAUUCACUGGCUAGAUAUUUGUCCCCUACAGUGCCGGACAUUGCUGGGACAAAGUAAAUGGGUGUUUAUUCGGCCAGUGGGAGUAGACU